AGUGGCUGAGGGAACUGGGAUUGUUCAGUCUGGAGAAGGGAAGGCUCGGGGGAGACUUUAUUGCUCUCUAAUCCGCUGAAGGGAGGUUGUGGUUAGGAGGGAAUCAGCCUCUUGUCCCAUGUAACCAGUGAUAGAAAGAGUAGGAAUGGCCUCCAGUUAUGCCUGGAGAGUUUCAGGUUGGGUGUUGGGAAAAACAGGUUCUCUGUGAGAGUGGUCAGGCACUGUAAUGGGCUGCCCAGGGAGGUGGUGGAGUCACCGUCCCUGGUGGUGUUCCAGAAACUUUUAGAUGUUGUACUGAGGGACAUGGCUUAGAGGGAAAUACUGGUGGUAGGUGGUGGUAGGUGGACGGUUGGACUGGAUGAUGUUGGAGGUCUUUUCCAACCUUGGUGAUUCUAAGAUUCUGUGAUUGUUUGACAACUGAGAUACAAAGCGCUCAGAGGAGGGAAUAAAAAGAAAUGCAGGUGGAAAAAUAAAAUAAAUGAAGGAGGAAUGCAGAAAGUGCAAGAGCAGGAAGUGUUUGAGAAGCCAAUCCAAAACCAGGCAAGCUUGCCAGUAUCCACAGUCAGAGGAGGUCCUUGGUAUCACAGUAGCUGUGCUGUCAAAACCAGCAGCAUAUUCAUAUAACCCCACACUGUAUCAUUUCUGGUGAGAUCAGUGGAAAAAAAAGGAAAUUAAAAAAAAAAAUCUCUUUUCCUUUCAGUUCCAAACCUGAUAUUGACAUUUUUGGUGCUUUAUUUAUUUUAAAUUUCCACUCAACUUGAUAUCUUUGGAGCAGAAGCAAUGGGGUGAUUGCACAGGCUCCUUGAAAGUGUGAUUUUUAUUUCUCUCUAGCACGAAUGCUUUUUCUUCCAUGAGACUUGACUCCUCUAUCACUAAUUAAUUAAUUACUUUUAAAUUAAAACAGUGAUUUAAAUUAACUCCCUUAAUUGAUUUAAAGGAAUUCUCAUUACUUUGAAUUCAGGUUUCGUUGGACAUGGUUGCAGUUUCUUUCUAAAUUCUUAAACUUUUUAUUCACACGUCAUCAUUCUGUUCUGAAAGGCUAGUGAGCAUUAAAUUAUUCAUAGCUCUGAAAUGCUUCUCAAUUUCUGUUAAUCGUGAUAUAAGAACUAUAAUUUCAAAUUGUUGCAUGCUGAUAUUUUUACUUGAAAACUUUGACAAUUACAGUUUUUGCCUUUAACAUAGAAAGACUUGGCUGCAGUCUGAUAUCCUUUCCUUUACUUUUUGUUUCUUUUGCUCCUGAAGCAUGGAUGAUUUAUUAAUAAGAAAAAUUCAAAAUAUCUUCAACUUACUAUUGUCUUUUUCAGUGUUCUCCAUCCCUUAACUCAUCAAACACUGUUGAUAGUAUUUUAAUACCUUUAAAAUAUGAGGAAGCAUGUAUUUCCAGAAUAGACAUGAUGAAUUUAUUCUUUAACUAGAUAAUAUACACAAAAUUAAUAUGCUUACAAAUGUACUAAUUGCCCAAUUUCUUAAUGACCAUUUAGGCUAGUGUAUUUUCUCUUUGGAGGUAGGCAAGCCUACAGUCAUUAAUUAGCCACGAAUUAUAAAAGGACAGGCAGAUCUUCUUCAGGUAAAGUUGUGGAGUCUCCCUUGGACUGCAAUGGAAAAACAAUUAUUUGUAAUAUUUUGUGGCUUUCCUUGUAGCUUUUGGUUUAGUUGAAAUUGUGUCUCAACUCCGAGCAACAAAGGGGUUAAUUGCGUUUAUUACUCCCACUGUGCCUGUGGUUGGUUAACAUUCCUCUUUGAAGUGUUUAAACAUUUCUUAAUCCCAUUUUCUCUUGUUUACUUUGAAAACAAAAUGCAGUCAGAAGGGAAAUUGCUGUUUUAGUUGUUUGUCUUAAAAGCUGUCUGUCUUGUGCAGUCAAAGAAAAUAUUUAGUACUUCUCAAACAUUUUUCACACACAUUAUGUAUUUGAUUUACUUUUUGAUCUACUUAAUCAGCGCAUUGUGGUACACAAAGUUGUCUAACUACUAUUUUUUUUUUCCCAAGGAAAAUCUUACUGGAUUCCUUCAGUAUAGAAAAUACUUUUAAUUUAACAUAUGACCACGUGGCUGUCUUGUUACAAGGAGUAUUGCUUGGGUUUUGCUUGCUUCUAAUUAAUGGCAUUAAACAGCCUUGUCCUUGGAUGUACAGAGGCCAUAUAAUGCUGCACUGGGGGAAGAACUUCUCCUCUUCCUCUCCCUUUAAUGCUGUUCCAAAGGUUUCUCAUUUGCCAUAAGAGAAAGGCUCAAGUGCUUGUGUGCUUUUCAGAGUAGCUGAGGGAAAUAUAAAUGGUAAGAAAUGCGGACCCUACAGGAAGAAGCCUUUACUGUUUUUUUUUGUAUAUGUUUUUGAAGGAAACUGGAGAGUUCCAUGAUAAAACAUAAGGGCAUAGAAGACAAGUGUGGUUCUUGUAGUGGAUUCGGGGCAGAGGACACACGGGACUAGCUUUGCUCACUGAUUUGCAGGAAAGGGGUGGCUGUUGGACUUUGGAUCUUGUUAAUCAUUGCUCCAGAAUGGCGCAACAAGGAAACCUUUUUCCUCCCCUUUUUAUUCUCCCUCCAGCUUCUGGAAGCAGAGCAAAGCUGUAUUUUGUGUAGAAAGCAGGGAGUUUGGGGUUUCCAGCUGCUCGUGUCUCCCUGGUUGUCCAGGAUCUUGCUAAGAUAGCUGCUACGCACCCAUCCCAGCUGUGAGGGCAGGUAAACACAUGGGGCAGCAAGGGAGGGGGAGGAAAGGUUGACCCCUUAGCAGAGAUGUAGCCUUAGGGCUCCUUAAUUGCCCUAUAAACCUUCAUGUGAAUUUCCAUAAGGAACGAUUGGAGAGUAUCUGAGUGUGUUAUCGUGUAACACAGAGCUCUUCUGAUGUUUGGGAAAUGGAAUUACUCCUCUUUGGGACUUGUUAUGCAGGAAGAAAUUUCCUAUCUUGAGUUCAGUGCCCUGUCCCUCUCCCUCCCCAUUAUAGGGCUGCAGAGCUGCAGCACCCAGUUCUCAUCCAAGCACGAUGCCGGUGCACUACGUGACAUACAAAGGCAUUAAAUUCCCUCCUGCCUACAACUCCGUGCACAGCUUGAGUUUUGCCCACAACGAGUUCCUGGUGCGGGACGAUGACGUCUUCAACAUCACCUACCCUAAAUCUGGCACCGUGUGGAUGACUGAGAUCCUGAGCCUCAUUCGCAGCCAUGGCCACCCCAGCUGGAGCCAAACUGUCCUCAAUUCUGACCGCAUGCCUUGGUUCUCAACCCGCCUGGGUCUGGAGGCAGCCCUCAGCUACCCCUCACCUCGCCUGCUGACCUGCCACCUCCCCAGGCACAUCUUCCCCAAGUCCUUCUCCCAUUCCACUGCCAAGGUUAUCUACACCGUACGGGAUCCUCGAGAUGUUGUUGUCUCCUAUUUCUACUUCUGCAAGAUGUGCAACAGCUAUGAGGACCCCGUGUCCUUUGAGCAGUUCUUGAGGGACUUUCUCAAUGGAGAGUUGCCCCAUGGCUCCUGGUUUGAACAUGUCCAAGGCUGGAUGCAGAUGAAGGACAAGGAGAAUUUCUUCUUCAUCACCUAUGAAGAGCUGAAACAGGAUCUGCAAUGCAGUGUGCGACGCCUCUGCCAUUUUUUGGGAAAGAAUUUAGAUGAUGAUGCUAUCUCCUCAGUAGUCCAAAAUGCCUCCUUCACAGCCAUGAGGCAGAACCCGAUGUGCAGCUCCAUCUUGCUCCCCACAGACAUCAUGGACCAGACCAAAGGCCAGUUCCUGAGGAAAGGCAUCUGUGGGGACUGGAAGAACCAUUUCACAGUGGCACAGAGCGAGACCUUCAACAGAAUCUACCAGGAGAAGAUGCAGGGAUUGGACAUGGCCUUUCCUUGGGACAGAAAUCAGGAUCCAGACCUAAAUGAGGCCAGUAUGAAUGCCAAUGAUACUGAAGCUGGAUCCUCAGAAGACAGAGAUGAUGUUCUUAGAAGACAGCAUAGGCUCUGAUUAUCAUUGGAGAAAUUGAUCACCUGGUUAAAGAAACGAGAGAUCUUUGUUGUCCCAUGUUGAGAACAGUCUGAUAGCGAUGAUGCUAAAGCAGCCAAAGUCACUGAUUUCCCUGGUGUGAACAGACUGGACAAAAGUAUGGCUGCAGGAAAAUCAAGACAUUUAGCUAUUUUUCCAUAGACUCCUGUAUGGAGCUUUGUUUUGGAUUUUUGAUGAAAAUAGAGCUGAUUUCACACUGGUGUUUUUGUUGCUGCUGAGCUCUUCCUUUCAUCCACCAAGCAGUAAUUCUUAUCAUACAAGGAGAUCAAGUUAGUAAGAUGGGACUUUCCCUUGAUGAAUCCAUGCUGGUUAUGACUGACAAAAACAAUCUUCUUUACGCUCCUUUCAACAGCAGCCAGUACAGUCUUCUCCAUUACUUUUCUGAGGACUGCGGUUGGAUGGACAGUUCUGUAGUUUCCUGAGGUUAAUUGGGCAGUCUGUAGUUCCCCAGAUCUUCCCUCAUACCACAUUUGCACUUUGCCUUUAGUGAAUUGUUGAGAGAAAUCCAUUUGUAUCAUCUGCUGACUCCUUUGGAACUCUGGGAUGAAUUUCAUCAGGUUCCAUGGGCUUAGGUACAUUGAGCUGAUGCAACAGGACCCUUACAGUUUCAGAGGCCACAAAAGGAAAAUCACUGCUCCCUUAAUCAUGGUCCUGAAACUCAGAGACCGUCAUUUCUAUUUAAUACCCAAGAACCCAUUAGUACUAAAAAUGGAGGAAAUAAAAAGAAGUAUCCUUCAGAAGGACAAAAUCAGGCCAAGGUUCUAAGACAGAGUAUGACAGAAUGGCAUAUUGGGUCAAAAUUAGAGAGGCAAGGGUGCAAAAUGAGAUAGGUAGAGCAGCGAGUAUAGCAGGUAACAACAAUCCAUUGCAAAACCACAUUUACAAGAUGGGAAAGAGUACGGAAAGAGUUUAUCAGUAAUGCAGCGAGGAAGGGAAGCUAGUGAAAGUGUGUGCAAACUGAGCUGAAGUGUUGAAUCUUUUCCACUUUCAUUUUUGCUAAAAUUCUUAUUAUGACACAACUGAAAUGAUUUCUAGGAAUGAGAAACAUGGAAGACAAGUUGAAAUACUGAAUGCACACUUAGGAAAGACAGAUAUUUUGAUCUGAAUUUAAAAUCACAAUCCUUUCCAAAAUCACAAUUAAAUAUUUGGGGAAAUGGCAACGGUCAUCUUUAACGGUGCUUGUGAGAUGGGGAGGUACCAGGUUCUGGUUGGUUUGAUCUAGUGUGUGUGUUUAGAAAUGAAUGAAUGAAUAAAUGAAUGAAUGAAUAAGAAAGAAAGAGUAAA
Messenger RNA from Numida meleagris (helmeted guineafowl), 5263 nucleotides. RefSeq names its product sulfotransferase family cytosolic 2B member 1-like. Gene Ontology annotation, molecular function: sulfotransferase activity. Bases 2978 to 3940 code for a protein of 320 amino acids. Gene Ontology annotation, biological process: sulfation. The record is from RefSeq and is a predicted model, not a curated record. Gene Ontology annotation, cellular component: cytoplasm. NCBI's taxonomy places the organism in Eukaryota, Metazoa, Chordata, Aves, Galliformes, Numididae. The transcript is spliced from 7 exons.